Molecule: messenger RNA, 1527 nt
Organism: Limulus polyphemus (Atlantic horseshoe crab)
Lineage: Eukaryota; Metazoa; Arthropoda; Merostomata; Xiphosura; Limulidae
Product: serine/arginine-rich splicing factor 6-like
Exons: 7
Coding region: 303-1061 (252 amino acids)
Cellular component (GO): nucleus
Molecular function (GO): RNA binding; zinc ion binding
Source: RefSeq, a predicted model, not a curated record
GGUACUUUAAAUUUAUAUGCAUCAUUUAAGUAAGCCCACUUAGAAUGCAUAGUAUUCCAAUUUUUAUGAACUUCACAAAAUUAAAAAAUAACUUGUAAUUUUUGUGUACCUUAGGUCUCAUGCUUGAAUUUAUUAUUUUGAAAUCAGUAAUAGUAUUUAGUUGCAAGUUGUUUGCAACUCUGCUGACUUUACGUGUGACAUAACCAUAACAUUCAGCCUUAUACAGAUACAAGCCUGCUGGUCAGUGACAGACAAACUACAAAAAAAAAGCUUCUAUGACUAUGCUGCCUUAGGUCAUCAGUAUGUUACCCUUGCUACUAGUGGAGUUUUCGGCUUUUAACCCAAGAACACCUGAUGAGGAUGCGAUUAGAUACGAGAAUGGACGUGAAAUGCGAGGCCAAAGCAUGGUGGUGGAGUGGGCAAGAGGUCCAUCAUAUCGUUCAUCUACUUACUCUGUAAAAUCAGGUGGUGGGCUUUCACGUUCGGCUUAUGAAGAAUGUUACCACUGUCGCCGAUCUGGUCACUGGGCUCGUGACUGUCCAAAGCUAGAGAGAGAUCGUUAUUAUCCUAGAAGAAACAGAUCAAGAUCACGAUCUCGCAGAGGAAAAAGCUACAGUCGAAGCCGAUCAAGGAGUAAGGAACGCAGAUCUUACCGCAAGAGAAGCAGAUCUUGUAGUCGUAGUCGUGGCAAUAGUAAAAAAAAUCACAGUAGAACGAGGAGCAGAUCUCUCUCUGGCUCAAGGUCUCAUUCAAGGGAGCAUGAAGAUGAGAAACAAAGGAGCAAUAAAGAUGAUGGUCAUAGCAGAAGCCGAUCACCUAGUAAGAGUCGUUCACCUUCUCCUGAAAGUAUGAAAUGCAAAAGUCGAAGCCCAAGUGAAGAAAAUGUUCACGAAGAGAAAGGGAAUGAAGAUGAUAAGGAGUGGGACAACUGCUCAAGAAGUAGAAGCCACAGUGUAAGCAGAUCUCCAGAUAAAAGUCCAACUAUUCAUAAUCAUAAAGACCAGAAUGACGAUGGCGAUGCUGGCAGUGAACAGAAUGACAGACAGGAAUCGACUCCUUAAGAAAUUGUUUAUUUGUUUUCUUUUAUGUCCACUUGUUAACUUUAUUUGUUUUGUAUCUAUUUUUGAACUUAAUUGACUAGCUGUAUGUAUAAAAUAAGUUACAUUAUUCAUCUCUCACUUGUGUAUUUUUCCUUGAAAAAGACAAAAAAUAUAAGUUUUUUGACAUGUGUUCAUUAUAAUUUCUGAAAUAUAUUGUGGUUUUCUAGACAACUAAAUAGAUGCAUGUUUUGUGCUACAAUCGUAACAAUGUUUCUAAAAAUCUUAAUGACAUUAAAACAUAAUCAUUGUUAAGCAGGCUUUAAUCUUCAUUGUGUUUUACAUUGUAUUCUUAGUUUCUGACCAAAGAAUGGGAUUUGGGAAAAAUAUCUUGAUCAUUUCUAAGGUUGCAUGAUAAAUUUUAUGAAUUUGGUUUACUGUAGCUUGAAAUUGUAACAAGUUAAAAGAAAUAAAGGUAAUUUUAACAGUA